Molecule: messenger RNA, 903 nt
Organism: Brachypodium distachyon (stiff brome)
Lineage: Eukaryota; Viridiplantae; Streptophyta; Magnoliopsida; Poales; Poaceae
Product: protein PYRICULARIA ORYZAE RESISTANCE 21
Exons: 2
Coding region: 166-648 (160 amino acids)
Biological process (GO): regulation of defense response to fungus
Source: RefSeq, a predicted model, not a curated record
GUGAUCCCGGCACCAAAUCCAAAUGAAUAUGUCGGGUCUGGCGCUGUGGUAAAUAUAAAACCUGCCUUCUUCCACAUGCGACUCCACUUUGUUGUGUUCCUCUCCUGCCUAAUGUUCCCGCAACUACGUCAGCCUUCAGGACUGCAAAGCAAAGAUAGAUCAUAGAUGCCGACGUUGAUCGUGACGGUGGACAUGGAUUGCUGCCGCUGCAGCGCCAAGAUCCACAAGGUCUUGUCCUCCAUCCAGGACCGAGGCAAGUUCCCCAUCGAGAAGAUCGUCUACGGGGAGGAGAAGGUGCUCGUUUCAGGGCCGUUCGACGCCGACGAGCUCAGCUGCAAGCUCCGGUGCAAGGCCGGCAAGGUCAUCAGGAACAUCGAGGUCGCCAAGCCGCCGGCCUCCAAGCCCAAGCCCAAGAUCGACGAGAAGCCCACUGAGCCCGAGCCCAAGCCGGUACCGUACGCAUACCCGUACCCAUGCCCAUUCCCCUCGACGUGGCCGUGCGCGCCCUACUGCGAGUGCCACUCCAAGCCGCCGGUGCCGGCGCCCACGUGCCAGUGCCCGCCGUACCAGAUGCCGAUGCCCAUGCAGUGCGCGCCUAUGGUCUUCUGCGAGGAGACCCCGCCCUACGGCGCCUGCGCCGUCAUGUAACUGCAAACCCGAACAAUUAAGCCCCCGCCGCUGCAACGGUACGUAAGCACGUAGAUAUACGUGCUCCACGUUGUAGCUAAUGCCGUAUCUUCGGAGCACAUGUAUCUGUACCUGUACAAAGACUCAUUCCGCGGUGACGAUAAAUCGCCUACAAAGUUACGACCAGUGGACAUGAAUAAUUUGAUUUGAAAUCGCAAAAACUGCUUCACUUUAAACGUGUGAGAUGAUAGCGGUCAUGAAUGAUUUGAUUUGAAA